GCUCCCGGCCGGGGAAGAACGUUCAGCUAACGGAGAACGAGAUCCGUGGCCUUUGCCUCAAGUCCAGGGAGAUCUUCCUGAGCCAGCCCAUCUUGCUAGAAUUAGAGGCUCCUUUAAAAAUAUGUGGCGACGUCCACGGUCAGUACUACGAUCUGCUGCGGCUGUUUGAGUACGGAGGCUUCCCUCCAGAGAGCAACUACCUGUUCCUGGGCGACUACGUGGACAGAGGGAAGCAGUCGCUGGAGACCAUCUGUCUGCUCCUGGCCUACAAGAUCAAAUACCCCGAGAACUUUUUCCUGCUGCGCGGCAACCACGAGUGCGCCUCCAUUAAUCGAAUCUACGGCUUUUAUGACGAGUGUAAGCGGCGGUAUAACAUCAAGCUGUGGAAGACCUUCACAGACUGCUUCAACUGUUUACCCGUGGCUGCUAUUGUAGACGAGAAAAUAUUCUGCUGUCAUGGAGGUCUCUCUCCUGAUCUGCAGUCCAUGGAGCAGAUCCGCAGAGUGAUGCGGCCCACAGACGUACCGGACCAGGGUCUGCUGUGCGACCUGCUGUGGGCCGACCCGGACAAAGACGUGCUGGGCUGGGGGGAGAACGACCGCGGCGUCUCCUUCACCUUCGGGGCAGACGUGGUGGCCAAGUUUUUGCACAAACACGACAUGGACCUAAUAUGCAGGGCACACCAGGUGGUUGAAGACGGUUACGAGUUUUUUGCAAAGAGGCAACUCGUCACUCUUUUCUCGGCUCCCAACUACUGUGGAGAGUUCGACAACGCCGGCGCCAUGAUGAGCGUGGACGAGACGCUCAUGUGCUCCUUCCAGAUUUUGAAGCCUGCAGAUAAGAAAUUGUACCCGUAUGGCGGCGGAGGAGGAGGCGUGGGGCUGGGGAGACCCGUCACUCCUCCAAGGAACGCAGCCAAGGCCGGCAAGGCCAAGAAAUAACAGCCGCCCAGGCUCUUCCCACCUCCUCCCUCCCUCCCUCUGUCGGCCCAACACCUGCUUUCUUUUCUCCGUUCCUCUCUACCUCCCUAACGUGUUCCUUCGUUGGCACUUAACAGCAACAAAGACAACCAGGGUUCAGUCAGGUCUCUCCUGAACGAAACACUUUCUAAGCGUUUGUUUUGCUCUUUGUGUCGUACUUCUCUGUGUGGCUGUGUGAAUAAAGAGCGUGAAUGAUCCGCAGCAAGUCGCUGUUCUCACCAUGUACAUCCCUUCAUCUCCUCUCUUCCUCUUCCCCUUUAUUUUUUUUAUGUAAAGACGAGUUUUUGUUUGUUUUUUGCCCGUUCAUCACGCAUGAAGAAGAGAGCUUUGGCUGUAAAUGAUGAGGCCCGGCACGGUUUAAUGCUAAGCGUCAGCUUUAGUCUGUCUGUGUGCUGGGGGGGGGGGGGGGGGGGGGGGUGACGGCACCGCGGGACACCGGUGGAUCCAACCGGGCGGAUCCACUACAUUCUUUUUUUGUUUUUCUUCCAUUUUCAGAACCAAUCAUUCAAGAUCACCAUCAUGGAUGUGACAUAGAUGCUUCUUUUUUUUUCUUUUUUUUCGUUCUUUUGGGCUUGUUUUUGUAGAUAACUGACACCAGAAAUGGUUUUAUUUUAUUUUAUUCCUGUUUUUAGCUCACUCAAAGCUGAAGAUGAAUAAAAGUAACCUUUAAUUUGAAGCGCAUCAUCAUGCUCCUCGCUUGUUUUUCACCAGUCGCUCUAUUUUGUUGUUACUUGGCUUAAAAAGACAAAAAAAAAAAAACUGUAGAUAUGAAAUGACUAAUAUAUCAGAACUAUUUGCUCCAGAUUGGGAACAUUUUACAUGCGGCUGCAGGAACAACAAAAGUUGCUUUUAUGUUGCUUUCUGUGAGGACCCAGAUGUUUGGUGGUUGUUUUUAAUUUAAUGAUAAUGGCAGUUUUCACCUUCAGCAGAUAAUCUCACACCAACAAGCACAACUCUGCACUGAACUGGGAACGCCAGGCAAAUCCUGUUUUUAGAGUCUGAGCCUUUCAGAGUGCGCGUAAAACGCUCAUAACCAGAAUAAUGUAUUUUUAAGGUACUCUUAAUGACUCUGUAGCCUGAAGUUAGAAGCAAAGUAAGAUUCUUUUUAUAUUUAAGCAAUUAAAACCUCGUCUGUGCCAUGUAGAGCAAGCUUCAUGACCAAUAAAGGAAAAAUGGCUGCGUUCCCAGUUCUGUGUGUCCUACGGGAAAAGAGCCAUACGCAAAGGAAACAGAAUAAAAGUUGUAUAUAAUCAAAUAACUGAAACAAAUGAGCUGUGACCUUGAGACGAUGUAUUGCUGGUAUUUCUGUCCCUAAAAGGCCCCGCUGUGUUUAUCUGACCAUACAGGAAGCUGUAACGGUCUUCAGGGGAAAUCUCUGUCCUCCUGCCCAUCGCUGCUGUUUAGAUGGAAAACCUGCAGCUUUCUGUAAAAACAACAAAAA
Messenger RNA from Fundulus heteroclitus (mummichog), 2421 nucleotides. RefSeq names its product serine/threonine-protein phosphatase alpha-2 isoform-like. Gene Ontology annotation, molecular function: protein serine/threonine phosphatase activity. The record is from RefSeq and is a predicted model, not a curated record. Gene Ontology annotation, cellular component: nucleus; cytoplasm. NCBI's taxonomy places the organism in Eukaryota, Metazoa, Chordata, Actinopteri, Cyprinodontiformes, Fundulidae.